Molecule: messenger RNA, 2273 nt
Organism: Metopolophium dirhodum (rose-grain aphid)
Lineage: Eukaryota; Metazoa; Arthropoda; Insecta; Hemiptera; Aphididae
Product: protein ROP-like
Exons: 10
Coding region: 344-2128 (594 amino acids)
Biological process (GO): vesicle-mediated transport; neurotransmitter secretion; intracellular protein transport
Cellular component (GO): plasma membrane; secretory granule
Molecular function (GO): syntaxin binding
Source: RefSeq, a predicted model, not a curated record
AGUGGUUCGGUGAAAACGAUGCGUAUUGCGUAUCAAAAAGUUGCCAACUAACCUAUAUGUAUAUUUUAUUACGAGUCCAGCCCGGAUUCCAUGGAUUAUCGAUCCGUUCGUUGUCGCUUGUUGUUAUCUCCGCGUCCCUGGACGACAACUACGACAACUAACUGUGGAGACUGGAAGGUGAGUUGACCGAGUUACAGCAUCAGACGUUGAGCACCGACCAGUGAUUACUCAUUGUUUACAAAGCCUGAGUCCGUUUACAGUUUUUUGCUCGUCUCCACUACCAUCGCAGUCCUCAAAUUCCAAUACUCAGAUCAAAUCCGACCAUACGGUAGUGAAAGAAAAGAUGGCACUCAAAGCGAUCGUCGGCCAGAAAAUAAUGGACGAAGUGAUCAAACGGAAAGAAUCGAAAAAGGGUACUGCGGAAAAACUGAUCGAAUGGCGGGUGCUAGUGGUCGACCAGCUGGCAAUGAGAAUGAUAUCAUCGUGUUGCAAGAUGCAUGACAUCUCGGACGAACGGAUCACCCUUGUGGAAGACCUCCAUAAGAACCGCGAGCCGUUGCCCACAAUGGACGCCGUUUAUUUGAUCACUCCCUGUGAAAAGUCCAUCUCCACACUCAUCAGAGACUUCUCCAGUCCGGGGAAAUCCAUGUACAAAAAUGCUCAUGUAUUCUUUACCGAAGUGUGUCAAGAAGAACUCUUCAAUGAACUGUGCAAUUCGAUUGCUGCCAAAAAAAUUAAAACUCUCAAAGAGAUAAACAUCGCUUUCCUACCAUAUGAAAGUCAGGUAUUUUCUUUAGACUCCCGUGAAACAUUUCAAUGUUACUAUAAUCCAUUACUAGUAAGCAGUCGUAUCCCAAAUAUGGAACGUAUUGCAGAACAGAUUGCUACAGUUUGUGCUACAUUAGGAGAAUAUCCAUCAGUAAGAUAUAGAAGUGACUUUGAACGCAAUGCUGAGUUGGCUCAAAUUGUGCAACAAAAGUUAGAUGCUUAUAAAGCUGAUGAGCCAACAAUGGGUGAAGGUCCAGAAAAAGUGCGUUCACAGUUAAUUAUAUUAGAUAGAGGAUUCGACUGUGCAUCUCCAGUCUUGCAUGAGCUUACGUUUCAAGCUAUGGUUCAUGACCUUUUGUCAAUAGAAAAUGACGUUUACAAGUAUGAAGCCAAUGCAGGAUCUCCUCUUAUUAAGGAAGUGUUAUUGGAUGAGAAUGAUGAACUUUGGAUGGCGCAUAGACAUCAGCAUAUUGCUGUGGUAUCCAAGAAAGUAACACAACAAUUGAAAAAAUUCUCAGAUUCUAAACGCAUGUCUACAGUUGAUGAAGGCAAAUCUUCCAUGAGUGAUUUAUCUACUAUGAUUAAGAAAAUGCCUCAAUAUCAAAAAGAGUUGAGUAAAUAUUCAACUCAUUUGCAUCUGGCUGAAGAUUGUAUGAAACAUUAUCAAGGUAACGUGGACAGACUUUGUAAAGUAGAGCAAGAUCUUGCUAUGGGUACCGACACGGAAGGUGAGAAGAUCAAAGAUCAUAUGAGAUGCAUUGUGCCCAUACUGCUAGACCCGAGUGUGACUAGCAACGACAAAAUGAGGAUAAUUAUAUUGUAUAUUUUGUCAAAGAAUGGAAUAUCAGAAGACAAUCUUAACAAAUUGAUACAACAUGCUCAACUUACACCAAUUGACAAACAAACAAUUGUCAAUUUGAACUUUCUUGGUAUCAACUCUAUUGUUGACGGUAACAGAAAAAAACAAUAUCAAAUUCCACGUAAAGAGCGCACCUCUGCACAGACAUAUCAGAUGUCUCGUUGGACACCAGUGAUCAAAGAUUUGAUGGAAGACUGUAUUGAAGAUAAAUUGGAUGCUAAACAUUUUCCUUUUCUCGCAGGCAGAGCUGCCUCAUCUGGAUACCAUGCGCCAUCUAGUGCACGAUACGGACACUGGCACAAAGACAAAGGAAAGGGUCAACAACUAAUAAAAAAUGUUCCAAGAGUAAUAAUAUUCGUGAUUGGAGGAAUCAGUUUUUCUGAGAUGAGAUGUGCAUAUGAAGUAACUAGUAAUGUAAAAAACUGGGAGGUUAUUAUAGGUGCAUCUCACAUUCUUACACCAGAAGAUUUCAUCAAUAAUUUAUCAGCUUUAAGUCAAUAAAGCUUGUUCAAUUCACAUUUUUUAAGUAUUUAAUAUUGUUUUAAGUAUGCCCUUAAAAUGUUAAAAUCAUGAAUUUUGUAAUCAAAAUUUAAAUAUCAUACAGUACAACAUUAUGGAAUUAAUACAAAUAAUUACACAUUGUUCA